AUGCGCGGAAAGGUUUCGCUUGAGGAGGCUUUCGAGCUCCCCCGCCUCGCUGCCCAGACCAAGGAGAAGGCCGAGCUCUACAUUGCGCCCCAGAACCGCGAGCGCUACUUCGAGGAGAUCACGAACCCCUGCGGUAACCGUCUCGAGCUCUCGAACAAGCACGGCAUCGGCUACACGAUCUACUCUGUCUACUCGCCCGGUCCCCAGGGCUACUUUGACCGCGCCGAGUGUGAGGCGUACGCGACUGAGGUCAACGACUACAUCGCCAACGAGAUCAAGGACCACAGGGACCGCAUGGGUGCCUUUGCCGCGCUCUCGAUGCACGACCCCAAGCAGGCGUCGGAGGAGCUCCGCCGCUGCGUUGAGAAGUACGGCUUCCUCGGUGCGCUCGUCAACGACGUUCAGCACGCCGGCAAGGACGGCGAGACGUACAUCUUCUACGACCAGCCCGAGUGGGACGUCUUCUGGCAGACCUGCGUCGACCUCGACGUCCCCUUCUACCUGCACCCCGAGCCGCCCUUCGGCUCCUACUACCGCGAGCAGUACGCCGACCGCAAGUACCUGAUCGGUCCUCCCGUCUCGUUCGCGAACGGCGUUUCGCUCCACCUCCUCGGCAUGAUCACGAACGGUGUCUUUGACCGCUUCCCCAAGCUCAAGGUCAUUCUCGGCCACCUGGGCGAGCACAUCCCGGGCGACUUCUGGCGCAUCGACCACUGGUUCGAGCACUGCUCGCGCCCGCUCGCCGAGUCCCGUGGCGAUGUCUUCGCCAAGAAGCGUCUCCUCGAGUACUUCAAGACCAACAUCUGGCUCACGACCUCGGGCAACUUCUCGACCCCGACGCUCAAGUUCUGCGUCGACCACGUCGGCGCCGACCGCGUCCUCUUCUCCGUCGACUCGCCCUACGAGCACAUCGACGUCGGAUGCGGAUGGUACGACGACAACAGGAAGGAGAUCACCGAGGCCGUCGGCGGCGACAAGGCGUACAAGGACAUUGGACGAGACAACGCCAAGCGUCUCUUCAAGCUCGGCGACUUCUACGACUCGAACGCCGACUAG
Molecule: messenger RNA, 1056 nt
Organism: Trichosporon asahii var. asahii CBS 2479
Lineage: Eukaryota; Fungi; Basidiomycota; Tremellomycetes; Trichosporonales; Trichosporonaceae
Product: 2,3-dihydroxybenzoic acid decarboxylase, putative
Exons: 1
Coding region: 1-1056 (351 amino acids)
Biological process (GO): secondary metabolic process
Cellular component (GO): cytoplasm; cytosol
Molecular function (GO): carboxy-lyase activity; hydrolase activity
Source: RefSeq, a predicted model, not a curated record